Messenger RNA from Culicoides brevitarsis, 806 nucleotides. RefSeq names its product NADH-ubiquinone oxidoreductase subunit 8 (gene ND-23). NCBI's taxonomy places the organism in Eukaryota, Metazoa, Arthropoda, Insecta, Diptera, Ceratopogonidae. Gene Ontology annotation, biological process: mitochondrial respiratory chain complex I assembly; mitochondrial electron transport, NADH to ubiquinone. Gene Ontology annotation, molecular function: NADH dehydrogenase activity; 4 iron, 4 sulfur cluster binding. The transcript is spliced from 3 exons. Bases 95 to 727 code for a protein of 210 amino acids. The record is from RefSeq and is a predicted model, not a curated record. Gene Ontology annotation, cellular component: membrane.
CAGAAAUUAAUCUCGUGUGCACAGGGCUCCGUCAACUGUCAAAAUUUGAUCAAUCGCGAUUUUCUUUAUUUUUCCAGAUUAAAAAAGGGUCAAAAUGAGCGCCUUGAAGCUAUUUUCCCUUGCGAAAAAUGGUGUUAAAUUUGCUCGUCCCGCAGCACAAAUGCGUCUCAUGAGCGCGAUGCCGGAUCCGAAGCAGGGAUUCGUUUACGUCAACGACAAAGAGAAACCCAUGGAUUGGAACAGCAUCACGGAGAGAGCAGCAGAAACGAUUUUCCUCACGGAAUUGUGCCGUGGCAUGGCAAUUACUUUGGGUCACAUCUUCAAGGAACCCGCAACAAUUAAUUAUCCUUUCGAGAAGGGACCUUUGAGUCCUCGUUUCCGUGGCGAACAUGCGUUGCGCAGAUAUCCGAGCGGCGAGGAACGUUGUAUCGCUUGCAAGUUGUGCGAAGCUAUUUGUCCCGCACAAGCAAUUACGAUUGAGGCUGAGGAGCGCGCUGAUGGCAGUCGACGAACAACCAGAUACGAUAUCGAUAUGACAAAAUGCAUUUAUUGCGGAUUUUGUCAAGAAGCUUGUCCCGUCGACGCCAUCGUCGAAGGUCCCAACUUCGAGUUUUCCACAGAGACUCACGAGGAGUUGAUGUACAACAAGGAAAAAUUGUUAACCAACGGUGAUAAAUGGGAAAGUGAAAUUGCCUCAAAUAUCCAUGCCGAUCACUUAUACCGCUAAAAAAAUCUUAGAAUGUACAUAAAUUUACUGUGAACCUCCUCUCGAGUCACGCAAAAAUAAAAGUUUAGAGAAAAUUUAA